GAGGGUUUUCAGGUAGUGAUGAGAGGAGGAAAGGAAUCAGAUUUUGAAACUCUGAGGAUGAAGGCGGUCGAGGAUGGAUCUUUGAAGAAGAAAGCCUUAAUGCUUCCUCUAAAUUCAAGCAUUCUCUAAAGAAAAAGAGCAGUCGAAGGAAAAGAUGGCGGGUUACUCUGUUUCAAUUGAGGAUGUGCGUGAUGUUGAGGAGCUACAGGCUUGUUGAUGCGUUUCGUCAAUCUUUAAUAAUGGAUAGUGUGCUUCCUGAAAAACAUGAUGAUUAUCACAUGAUGUUAAGGUUCUUAAAAGCAAGGAAGUUCGAUAUUGAGAAAGCAAAGCACAUGUGGGCUGAUAUGCUUCAAUGGAGAAAGGAAUUUGGUGCUGACACUAUUAUGGAGGAUUUUGAGUUUAAAGAAAUAAAUGAAGUUUUGAAGUAUUACCCUCAUGGACAUCAUGGUGUGGAUAAGGAGGGAAGGCCUGUUUACAUUGAAAGACUGGGAAAAGUUGAUCCUAACAAACUUAUGCAAGUGACUACUAUGGAUCGGUAUGUAAAGUAUCAUGUUCAAGAGUUUGAAAAAUCCUUUGCGGUGAAGUUUCCAGCUUGCACCAUUGCUGCGAAGAGGCAUAUCGAUUCAAGUACUACAAUUUUAGAUGUUCAAGGAGUGGGAUUGAAGAAUUUCACCAAGUCAGCACGGGAUCUCAUAAUGCGGCUUCAAAAGAUUGAUGGUGAUAAUUAUCCUGAGACUCUUUGCCAAAUGUUUAUCAUCAAUGCGGGUCCUGGAUUUAGGCUGCUAUGGAAUACAGUGAAAUCUUUUCUAGAUCCAAAAACAACUUCCAAGAUUCAUGUUCUUGGAAACAAGUACCAGAGCAAAUUGCUUGAGAUAAUUGAUGCCAGUGAAUUGCCAGAAUUUCUGGGUGGUAGCUGUACUUGUGCCGAUCAGGGAGGCUGCCUUCGAUCUGAUAAGGGUCCGUGGAAAAACCCAGAAAUACUGAAGAUGGUCCUUCAUGGAGAAGCACGACGUGGCAGGCAGGUUGUGAAAAUUUUAAACAGUGAGGGGAAAGUUCUUGCUUAUGCUAAGCCAAAUUACCCGAUGCAGUUAAAGGGUAGUGAUACAUCCACUGCUGAGUCAGGAUCUGAAGCAGAAGACAUUGCUUCCCCGAAGGCAAUAAAGAGUUACUCAAAUCUUCGAUUGACUCCUGUUCGUGAAGAAGCUAAGGUAGCUGGGAAACCAGGCUAUGUUGGUAGCUUUGCUGGGUAUGAUGAAUAUGUUCCAAUGGUUGACAAAGCUGUUGAUGCUGGUUGGAAGAAGCAAGCAUCUCUGCAGAUGUCCUCUGCUUCCAAAGGAACUCUUUCCCAACCUGUCACUUCAAAGGCACCAGAAGGAAUCCGUGCUCGGGUUUUGGUUGCACUCAUGGCAUUCUUCAUGACACUCUCAACUCUCUUCCGUUCAGUGGCCUCCCGUGUAACAAAGAGGCUUCCUGGUGCAUCAUGUGAUCAUGGUCGAAAUAAUCCUGAACCUGCUGUUGAUGUGACUCAAAAGGAGGAGUUUCGGCCACCAUCACCAGGUCCAUCUUUUACUGAGGCAGAUCUCAUUUCAUCUGUAAUGAAAAGACUGGGUGACCUUGAAGAGAAAGUGAAAACCCUCCAAUCAAAACCAUCUGAGAUGCCGUAUGAGAAAGAGGAAUUGCUGAAUGCUGCAGUUUGUCGUGUAGAUGCUCUUGAAGCAGAGCUGAUUGCUACUAAGAAGGCGCUUCAUGAAGCUUUAAUGAGACAAGAAGAAUUGCUUGCGUACAUAGACAGUCAAGAAGAAGCUAAGUUCAGGAAAAAGAAGUUCUGCUGGUAAGAUGGUUUGUCGGCGGAGGAGGCCUACACAGAUUGCUCGGCCGUAUCUCAAUCACGAGAUAUAUAUACUGAACCAACCAUGUCGAUCAGCCAAACGUAUACUACUCUCAACAGUGUAAUCCCAAACUUAUGUUAAGCGAAAUUAAUGUUUCGAAACUAUGCUUUGUGUUGUUUAUUCCUUUUUUAACUCGUUCAACUUGUUGUGACACUCGAAAUGAGCACAUUUAA
Molecule: messenger RNA, 2062 nt
Organism: Pistacia vera
Lineage: Eukaryota; Viridiplantae; Streptophyta; Magnoliopsida; Sapindales; Anacardiaceae
Product: phosphatidylinositol/phosphatidylcholine transfer protein SFH8
Exons: 13
Coding region: 183-1835 (550 amino acids)
Source: RefSeq, a predicted model, not a curated record